Messenger RNA from Ornithorhynchus anatinus (platypus), 1584 nucleotides. RefSeq names its product C-X-C chemokine receptor type 1-like. Gene Ontology annotation, molecular function: C-X-C chemokine receptor activity. The transcript is spliced from 2 exons. Gene Ontology annotation, cellular component: membrane. NCBI's taxonomy places the organism in Eukaryota, Metazoa, Chordata, Mammalia, Monotremata, Ornithorhynchidae. The record is from RefSeq and is a predicted model, not a curated record. The coding region runs from base 213 to 1292 and encodes 359 amino acids. Gene Ontology annotation, biological process: immune response; neutrophil chemotaxis; G protein-coupled receptor signaling pathway.
CUCUUCCUCCUUCCUGAGCACUCUACAAGCUCACCGUCCCAAGGAACAGCUUCCCCCCUCCGCGCCUCCUCCUCCAGGCAGCAGAGUGAACACCAUCUAUAGUCGAAUCUUCCGACCGAUUGCCCUGCACACAGGAAGCGCUCAAUGAAUACCACGGCUUGACCGAUCGAUCGAUUCCGAUCCUCUCAGCUCGUCGAGAGCCGGACCUCGGGAUGAACCACUUAGUGGACCUCGACGAACUCUUCUCCUAUUCUAACGUGUCGGACUACAGCAGCUACUCCCCUAGCCUGGAUGACUUCUUGUCCACGGUCGGGAUGUCGGCCCCUUGCCGGCGCGAGCCUGGGGCUGUGAUGCGGCCUGCCCUGGCAGCGCUCUACGGCCUGGUCUUCCUGUUCAACGUGGUGGGGAACUCACUGGUGGCGCUGGUGGUCCUCCACAACCGCCCGCACCGCACGGUGACCGACGUCUACCUGCUCAACCUGGCCGGGGCCGAUCUGCUCUUCGCCCUGACCCUGCCCUUCUGGGCCGCCUACCAGGUGACCGGCUGGCUCUUCGGCACGGUCCUCUGCAAGCUGGUGUCCGUCCUGCAGGACCUCAACUUCUACAGCGGCGUCCUGCUGCUGGCCUGCAUCAGCGUCGACCGCUACCUGGCCAUCGUGCACGCCACCCGGUCUGCAGCCCACCAGCGCCGCUGGGUCGUCUUCGUCUGCCUGGGCCUCUGGAUCCUGUCCUUCCUGCUGGCCCUGCCCGCCCUGGUCCUCCGGGAUGUCUUCACCCCGCCCAACUCCACCCCCGUCUGCUACGAGAACAUGGGCAAAGACACGGCCCGCUGGCGGGUGAUCCUGCGCUUGUUGCAGCAGACCUUCGGCUUCCUCCUGCCCCUCCUGGUCAUGCUCUUCUGCUACGGCCGCACCCUGGCCGUCCUGUUCCGUGCCCGCAUGGGCCAGAAGCACCGGGCCAUGCGUGUCGUCUUGGCGGUGGUGCUGGUCUUCCUGCUCUGCUGGCUGCCCUACAACGUGAUCCUGGUGAUCGACUCCCUCAUGUGGGUCAAAGUGUUGACUGACAGCUGUGGCCUGCGGGACCACGUGGACCGUGCCCUGGUGGUCACCCCGGUGCUGGGCUACCUGCACAGCUGCCUCAACCCCAUCGUCUACGCCUUCGUGGGCCAGAAGUUCCGGCACAGCCUGCUGAGGAUCCUGGCCGCCCGCGGGCUGGUCAGUAAGGACUUCCUCGUCCGUCACCGGAUCCCGUCCUCCCAGAGCUCUUCGGUGGCCAACAUUACCACCGUGUGACCGCCCCGGAUCUCGGCUUCCCUGGUCUUCCUGUCCCUUGGACCUCCUUCUGGCGUGGGAGGGAACUUAGGGUCCAAUUAGGGGCUGAGCCCUCCCCCCGGAGACUGCUGCUGCCUCUCUCCCCUCUGUGGCCAUCCCCGGCCCCACAUACAUCUGCUGGACCCCAGAGUCUCCCUGGAGCAGGGGGUUGGUGAUGGUGGGCGGAGGAUGAGUAGAAGCCCCUUCUACUCUGUCAGCUCACUGUGGGCAAGGAACAAUUCUGCCAGUUCUGUUGGGUUGUACUCUCCUCGGC